AUGGAGAGUCCUUCGAAUCUGAACUUCAUCCCUUUGGAUGUAACUGAUGAUGUGUUGCACACUUUACAUGCUCCCCUUUCAAUGGAGGACCCGAACUCAGCAGACUUUGGACGUUCAACUAACGCCUCAAUCCGCUCAAGAACUGCCAUUGCAGAUAGGAGCAGAAGUCCCCAUGCCGUUGCUGAAAUUGAAAAGGCCAAGGAGGUCACCGAGGCUAUCUCUCCUGCUACAAAUUCGCAAAGAGAUCAACCCCUUUCCCAUAAACCGAACGUAAGAUGCGAAACCCUAGCUCUCGACCCAGAAGCGGAACAUCUACUCUCACUCUUCACUGGAAUCGUCCAGCCGCCAGGGGCGAUCUUGAUCUCAGGUGUCAAGAACUGGCGGCGAGUACAACGCCAUUUUUUGGCAAUGAGCAAAUCUUACGAAGCAGUCCUCCAUGCUCUACUGUGUGUGACAGGUGUUCUAUUCAUGGAGCAAACUACCAACUAUACAGCACAGGAUAAGCAAAGGUAUUUAAAUCGGAUUAUCGAACGACAUCGCUUGGCGACCGAUGGUGUUCACAGUAUUCUCUCAAGUUUCGUCCAAACUGACCAGACAUUGUACGAACCACUAUUGGCCGCCAUUCUUCUCCUUGCGUGGUAUGAGGUUAUCCGAGACCAAGGAGGCCCUGCGAUGCCGUUCCCUCGUGCAGUAGCAGAGGCUACCGUUACAAGCGAUGUGAAUUGGAGUAGGGUAUCAAAACAGUUACUGUCCUGGCUCUGCGUUCUCGACGGUAAGGCGACAUAUUCCAGUGGUGAGCCUCUUCUCACCGAGCUCGCUUUGCGAGCGGUUGCAAGGUAUCCAAUCCAGAUAGUAAGUGCUGAUGCGGAGGAAUUGGAUUCUGAAACCGAGCACGACAGCCUUGAAGCGCGGCUCAGAACGUCACUGAGACAGCCCACAUCACCCGCUACUAGUGUUACUGCCACUCACGCAUCACCUCGGGUUUUGACAAGCGCACGUAUCAAACAAGUUGUGUUAAACUCCAUCGUUCAGCCUGCAGUUGAAUGGUAUAUUUCAACCCAGGCUUUCUGUCGCCGCAUAGGAUCCCAUGAUCGUCACCAUCGAAGCAGGGGCACUCCUGACGAUGAAUUUGCAGUGAUUGUGGCAUCAAAGCAAUUAGAAAAAGAUUUAUGGGAAGUAUGGCAGCAAAGGCCCACCAUAAUGUCCUUGUCGAGGGACGAACUGGCUCAGUCGUUAUCUCCGGAUUUAGCGAUUAGAUUGGAAGAAUUAUUCAAUCUGCAUUUCGCCAGUUUUUGGAUUCUUUUCGUCUAUUUACAUCGUGUUACAUGGUGGCAUCUCCCACAUUCGCCGACUGCCACAGCUGCGUUGAACAAUGUGUGGCAAAACUUGCAAAACUCUUAUGGAGAAGUUGUUGAUGGGACUGGGAGCAGAAUACUACACCCUGGUCUCCUCUGGCCAGUGUUUCUUUUUGGGACAGAGUGCCCUGAUGAACAUCGCCAGUCCUGGGCCAUUGAGCAAUUGGAAACCUUGGGAGCAACAAGACCAAGGUCCAGCAGUGUUGAUCUCGGCCGUGAAGAUCUUCCACCAUUUCGAUUGAGCCCGGGCGCCACAAAGAACGCAAAAAGAGCGGCCUUAUUACUGAAAGAACUAGUGAAGGAACAAAAUGAAUGCAAUGCUCGAGUCGAUGACCGGCAGCUUUCCAUCAAGAUGUUUGGGUGCUACUUCUCGAUUGUAUAA
Exophiala bonariae is the source of this 1737-nucleotide messenger RNA. RefSeq lists its product as uncharacterized. The coding region runs from base 1 to 1737 and encodes 578 amino acids. The transcript has a single exon. Lineage: Eukaryota; Fungi; Ascomycota; Eurotiomycetes; Chaetothyriales; Herpotrichiellaceae. The record is from RefSeq and is a predicted model, not a curated record.